Acaulospora morrowiae is the source of this 960-nucleotide messenger RNA. Lineage: Eukaryota; Fungi; Glomeromycota; Glomeromycetes; Diversisporales; Acaulosporaceae. The record is from the annotation of a GenBank genome assembly.
AUGUCAGCUUCACACGAUUCUCAGAGUGUUCAAAGUAGUAGCGAAGUUAACGAUUCUUUGAAUAACUUGGAUGGAUCGCCAGAUAACUUUGAGGAAUUUUCGUCGAAUACUCAAACCGUACGUCCUAAUGAAAUUUCCUCUAAAGCAGCGUUGGCAUUUUCCAUACUCUGUGACUUACUGGAUGAAUGCACACUAGAUGUAAUAUUUGAAGUUCACAGAGAAACUAAGUUGGCAGCAUCUAUAUGUCAAAUAUAUGUCGCUCUUUUGCCGGGAUUGGAUAUUUUCGGUAAUCACCCUCAGUCAAACAAUUCCCCUACUUUCGAAUGUGUACAUUGUCAACGGCCUUAUCCAUCAAAACGGUACGCGCCUCACCUGGAAAAAUGUAUGGGUUUGGCGGGUAGAAGCUCAAGCCGAGUUGCUAAUUUGAGGAUGGGUAAUGAAAGAAAUUCAUCAUCACCACAUACUCCAUAUUCUGAAGACAAUGGAAACCCAAGCGAUUCCGACGGGGGUUUAUAUAUAGAUAAAAAACGCAAGAAAAUUAACGGAAAAUCUAGGGCUUCGUCACCUGCAAAAUAUUCAAAGUCCAAAAAGCAAAAGUCAAUGCCUGACGUAUCAAAUCUCGCAAAUGCAGGGACAAAGUUAAAGUUGAUAUCAAAGACAUCAACUGGAUCGGAAAGUCCUGCGCCAUUAUCUACACCCGAUAGCCCGCAUCGCGGACAAUCACCAUCCAAAAUCUCGUUUCCGACGCAAUCGGAUGAACUAAUCCAGAUCGAUAAGUCGAAGAAUGUAAACCAUUUUGAUCAAGAAAAAAAUUUUGGAAUCAAUGGGACUGUCGCUCCUAUGGAAAAUAAUGGGGAUACAUCCACACAAUCGACUAUUGAUAAUGAUUUAAUAGAUGUUGAUGAAGAUGAGACAAUAGAAGUACUUGAGACGUCCAAUAAUUCUAAUUUUUUGGCUUAG